GUUAGUAGUAAUCAACACUUCAGACGUGCAGCAUGAAAUCUCUGUCUGUUACAGUAGUGGCACUGAGCGUUCUUUGUGUUGCCAUUACCAAACCUGUUUCUCAAGACCGCAUACGAUAUGUCUCGGACGUGACGGCUACACAUUUUGGGAAUUCGCAAGAUUUUAAAGACAUAAAUAUACCAUCUAAACAAGAUACCACAAACAACCAUCCCCACUUUUUUAAUUUGACUAACGAUGGUUCUGGAAAUUAUUAUUUUCAGUUUGACACGUUUGGUUUACAACGCUAUGAAAUUGGCGAAGUGAAAAAUGCGGGAACGGAAAAUGAAAUUCAGGUUGUUAGAGGCCAGUACAUUGACCGGUACGUCAACGAAGACGGUGUACAUGUUAUUAGGAACAUAGGUUAUGUGGCGGAUGAAAACGGCUAUCGGCCCUUUGUUAUAUCGAUAAAUUUUGUUUUAUCACAGCCUGCAGGAGGACCUGGUGCCCCUGGAGGUCAGAAGACAGAAAUAUCGUCGGCUGCGCUAGGCAGCUUAGUUGGUGGUGGUCUAGGGUAGAUUUAAGCACUAAAGAAAUUGUUACAGUUUUUGCUUUUAAUGGUUAAUUGUCUACCUUGUCUCAUUCAUUACUUUUAUUUCAAAUGUUCUGUGUAAGCAAUUCUAAAACAUAAUAAACGAAAAAUACAGAUUUCAUCAUUA
This is a messenger RNA of Zophobas morio, 695 nucleotides long. RefSeq lists its product as uncharacterized. Bases 33 to 554 code for a protein of 173 amino acids. Lineage: Eukaryota; Metazoa; Arthropoda; Insecta; Coleoptera; Tenebrionidae. The record is from RefSeq and is a predicted model, not a curated record. The transcript is spliced from 3 exons.